This is a messenger RNA of Staurois parvus, 2639 nucleotides long. Lineage: Eukaryota; Metazoa; Chordata; Amphibia; Anura; Ranidae. The record is from the annotation of a GenBank genome assembly.
AUGAGCGGGUCCAAACCGGACAUCCUUUGGGCUCCCCACCACGUGGACAGGUUUGUGGUCUGUGAUUCCGAGCUCAGCCUCUACCACAUCGAGUCAGCAGCCAGCACCAGCUCUGAACUCAAAGCUGGAUCCUUGAGACUGUCCGAAGAAACCACGGCAACCUUGCUAGCUAUCAACUCUGACACCCCAUACAUGAAAUGUGUGGCAUGGUACCCAAAAUAUGACCCGGAAUGCCUCCUGGCAGUUGGUCAGGCUAAUGGCAGAGUUGUCCUUACCAGUCUAGGCCAAGACCACAAUUCUAAGUGUAAGGAGUUGAUGGGGAAAGAGUUUGUCCCUAAGCAUGCUCGGCAAUGCAAUACUUUGGCUUGGAAUCCUGUGGACAGUAACUGGCUGGCCGCCGGUUUGGACAAACACAGAGCUGACUUCUCCGUCUUGAUUUGGGAUAUAAGCAGCAAGUACACGCCUGACGUAGCCGUCCCUAUGGAGAAAGUCCGUCUUUCCUCCACCGAUGGUGAAUCGUGUUUAGUGGUGACAAAGCCACUGUACGAACUUGGACAGAACGAUGCAUGCCUCUCCCUUUGCUGGCUUCCAAGAGAACAGAAGCUCCUGCUGGCCGGCAUGCAUCGCAACCUGGCUAUUUUUGACCUCCGAAACACAAACCAGAAAAUGUUUGUCAACACCAAAGCCGUCCAGGGGGUGACGGUAGACCCACACUUCCAUGACAGGGUGGCAUCCUUCUUUGAAGGGCAAGUGGCAAUCUGGGACCUUAGAAAAUUUGAAAAGCCAGUGUUGACCCUUACAGACAACCAAAGCCGCUAAGCAAGGUGGCCUGGUGUCCAACAAGGACGGGCUUACUCGCCACGUUAACCCGGGACAGUAAUGUAAUCAGACUCUAUGACAUGCAGCACACGCCCACACCUAUCGGUGAUGAAACCGAACCCACCAUUAUAGAAAGGAGCGUACAACCUUGUGAUCACUACAUCGCUUCAUUUGCCUGGCACCCAACCAGUCAGAACCGCAUGGUGGUGGUCACUCCCAACAGGACGAUGACUGAUUUUACUGUUUUUGAGCGUAUUUCGCUGGACUGGAGUCCUACUACCUCCUUGAUGUGGGCCUGCAGUAGGCAGCUAUACGAAUGUACAGAAGAAGGGAAGGACAGCUCUGUAGACAGAGACAUAGCCACAAAAAUGCGCCUAAGAGCUUUAUCAAGGUACGGAUUGGACACAGAGCAAGUCUGGAGAAAUCACUUACUGGCGGGAAAUGAAGACCCUCAGCUAAAGUCUCUUUGGUACACUUUGCACUUUAUGAAGCAGUAUGCAGAAGACAUAGAUCAGAAAUCUUCAAGCAACAAAGGAUCAUUGGUCUUCGCUGGUAUUAAAACCAUUGUGAAGUCAUCAGUUGGAAUAGCGGAGAGCGUCCGGAGCAGCUGGAGUGGCUCUGAUCGGCAAGCGGACAUCGUACAUUACGUCAGCGAAGAACGCGGCCUGGCUCUGCAGCUGUGCGGCUGGAGGAAGAAGGGUGCAGACUCCAACAUUGGCCCUUUCCUGACCUCCUUAGAACAGGAAGAAGAAUGGGAAAGGGCAGCUGCUAUUGCCUUGUUUAACCUGGAUAUCCGACGUGCCAUACAGAUACUGAAUAAAGGGGCAACCUCGGGGAAGGGUGACCUGAACCUGAACGUGGUGGCGAUGGCGUUGUCCGGCUACACAGAUGAGAAGAAUUCGCUAUGGCGUGAGAUGUGUAGCUCUCUUCGGGUGCAGCUCAGGAACCCAUACCUGGCAGUUAUGUUUGCAUUUCUCACCAGUGAUCCUGGCUGCUACGACACUGUUCUGUUUGAGUGCACCAUGGCAGUCAGGGAUCGGGUGGCCUUUGCUUGUUUGUUCCUAAAUGACACUCAGUUAAUGAAAUACAUUGAUAAGUUGACUCAGGAUAUGAAGGAUACGGGAAACCUGGAAGGGAUUGUGUUGACUGGAUUAACAAAGGACGGAGUGGACUUGAUGGAAAGUUAUGUUGAUAGAACGGGUGAUGUACAGACUGCCAGUUACUGUAUGUUACAGGGUUCUCCUGAGGUGCUGAAAGACGAGAGAGUCCAGUACUGGAUAGAAAGCUACAGGAACCUUCUAGACGCCUGGAGGUUUUGGCAUAAGAGAGCCGAGUUUGACAUCCAUCGCAGCAAACUGGAUCCCAGCUCAAAGCCUUUAGCACAGGUAUUUGUGAGCUGUAACUUCUGCGGAAAGUCCAUCUCUUAUAGCUGCUCCUCAGUCCCCCACCAGGGCCGAGGGCUCAGCCAGUAUGGAGUCAGCGGGUCACCCACCAAAUCCAAGUUCACCAGCUGCCCCGGGUGCCGCAAGCCUCUCCCCCCCGCUGUGCUUUGUGCCCUUAUAAACAUGGGGAAUCCAGUGUCCAGCAGCCCAGGAGUGUCUAAGUCUGAUGAGAAGGUAGACCUCAGCAAGGAGAAGAAAGUUGCGCAGUUCAAUAACUGGUUCACCUGGUGUCACAACUGUCGGCAUGGUGGCCACGCUGGCCACAUGAUGAGCUGGUUCAGGGAUCACACUGAGUGCCCGGUGUCGGCGUGUUCCUGUAAGUGUAUGCAGCUGGAUACGACGGGGAAUCUGGUACCUGCAGAGACUGUGCAACCAUAA